AACUGAUUUCAACAAUUCUACGUUCACAGUUUUCACAAUAACUGAGACCAUGAAGCUUUAUAUUGUUACCGUUAAUUUAAUUGUUCUCUUGUCCCUUUUUCUAAUUGUUACCAAUGUCCACUCAAAGUCACCUGAACCAUCAAAAGGUGACGAUCAAUUUACUGACCUUUUGAAAGUAAAAGUAGAUGAAAUUUCCGAUACUUAUGUAAUCAUUAAUGUAACUGGAUCAAGUGAUUUUCAAGAUUAUCCAUUUGACAGAUUAAAUCUCACCGGUAAAAUUGAUAAAGUUGAAAAUAAGAAACAUAUCUGGAUACCUGUGGAUGAAGGCUUUCAAUUCAAUGUGACCAAAAGUAUUCAUAAUAAUAAAACCCAAUCGAUUAGUAAUCUAAUCAAAAUUGAUAACCUUCAACCUAAUCAACUUUAUCGGUUUAAAAUUGUGGGAAAGUAUGGAAAUGUGAUCUAUGUCGAUACUGAGCCCGAACAUGUGGACAUUACGACGAAACCAUUGGCACCUAAAGGUACCGUUAAUAAGCAGAUAAGUUUAUCGUUAGAAGGAACCAACGUCAAAACUUAUUUCGUUCAAGUUGAUAAGGUUGUUAAACGAAACAGAUUAGAGACUGUGAUUAACUCAACGAUCUCAUCGUCGCAUUCUGAUUACAUAACUUUGGACAAUUUAAAAUCGGGUACAAGAUAUUCAAUUAAACUCUGGUACUUGGAUAAUAACAAGAAAACUUCAGCAAUCAAAACAAUUGAUUAUAAAGCUUAAUUAGUUAGACAAUCAAUAAAUAAAUGUGAUAAAAGUUAAA
Messenger RNA from Panonychus citri (citrus red mite), 806 nucleotides. RefSeq lists its product as uncharacterized. The coding region runs from base 50 to 766 and encodes 238 amino acids. NCBI's taxonomy places the organism in Eukaryota, Metazoa, Arthropoda, Arachnida, Trombidiformes, Tetranychidae. The record is from RefSeq and is a predicted model, not a curated record. The transcript is spliced from 3 exons. Gene Ontology annotation, molecular function: protein binding.